Molecule: messenger RNA, 4216 nt
Organism: Bacillus rossius redtenbacheri
Lineage: Eukaryota; Metazoa; Arthropoda; Insecta; Phasmatodea; Bacillidae
Product: serine/threonine-protein kinase RIO3
Biological process (GO): protein phosphorylation
Molecular function (GO): ATP binding; protein serine/threonine kinase activity
Source: RefSeq, a predicted model, not a curated record
AAGUCAUAGAACGUGAUUGCAUCUUGUAUUGCGUUAAGUUUUGCAACAACGAAAAGAACGAACUAAAUUUGGUGUGUGAGUGUCGUGUUGGGGUGGUGCUUUGGGGGCACGGGCGAAGGAAGGAUUUUGAAUUUUGUGACGAAAACGUAAGCUUGUUCUAAUAUAAUCAAAGGUGACAAUUUCACUGCAUUUCUGUAUAUUGAGCUUAGUUAAAUAAUGAAUUCUACAGUAGUAGAAGGUGCUAAACCUUCUUCCCCUUGGGGAAAGACAUGCCAGGCUGAAACCAUAAAUUUUGCUGAUAUAAUGUCCGAACAACUUGCAAACGAUUUACAAGUGAAAGAAAACAAAAUUGCUCAAGCUGUAACAGUCGAAUCGGAGGCUUGUGAUUAUGAGAUAGAAAAUUCCCAAGAAGACAAUGACUUCCUCAUAGCUCAAAUGUUGCAGGCGCAGUUUGAUAAGGAAAGUGAUCAAAAUAUCAAGAAAACAGAGGAGAAAUUCAAUGGCACGUCCAAAGUUUGUGUUUCAUACGUUAAUUACAGGGUUUUUCCAGAUAAUAUGGUACAUGAUAGUGAUUCAGAUGAAGAUGACGUUGAUGACAAACACCGUGAGUGGGAUAGCUUUGUAACCUCUGAAAAAGCAUUCAAAGCUAUGCCAAAAUGUGGUUAUAGAAAAGAAGGAGACAGUAUGGUGACAAAACAUGAUAUGGAAAUAGCAGGACGUCGAAAUGCUUGUCGUGUCAUGGGUUUUCCACCUGAAUUCCACACUGGGGAUGGAGGUGCUUUUGACAUGCAGCUUUCAAACAAAGUUUAUAAUAGCUUGAAAGUGUACUCACGUCAUGAACAGUCCCGCAGAAAUCGGGUGCACGACAAGAGCGAACAGGCAACAGCAGAAAUGUCUGUAGAUCCCGCACUCCGCUUGUUGCUUUACAAAUUGGUGAACCAGGAGUUGCUGGACAGAGUGAAUGGAAUCUUGAGUACGGGGAAGGAAGCUGUGGUUCUUCAUGCAGAUGGUGGCACCAGUGUUGAUCGCGUUGUUCCAAAAGAAUGUGCAAUUAAAAUUUUCAAAACAACACUGAAUGAGUUCAAAACAAGAGAUAAAUACAUACAAGAUGACUAUCGCUUCAAAGACAGGUUCUCUAAGCAAAAUCCCAGAAAAAUCAUUCACAUGUCUGAGAAGGAAAUGCAUAAUUUGGUGCGGAUGCAAAAAGUAGGUAUCCUUUGUCCAGAAGUAGUAUUAUUGAAGAAGCACAUUCUGGUGAUGUCAUUCAUCGGUCAAGAUCAUCGGCCAGCAGAGAAGCUCAAAGAUGUGAUCUUGAAACCUUCAGAUUUGGCUUUGGCUUACGCCCUAACCACGGACAUGAUGAGAAGACUGUACGUAGAUGCCCAGUUGGUGCACGCAGACUUAUCGGAGUAUAACAUAUUGUGGCAUGAUAAAAAAUGUUGGUUCAUUGAUGUAAGCCAGGCAGUUGAACGAAACCAUCCCAAGGCUCUCGAAUUUCUGCUUAGAGAUUGUACGAACAUUUGCAACUUCUUCAGGAGGAGGGGUCUCCCGGAUACCAAGUCGCCUUCAGAGCUCUUCAAGGACAUCACCGACAUGGACCUUCCAGAAGAUGGUGCCGCAAUGCUUUGUCGCAUACAAGACUAUGAGCGCAACAACGAAUUGCUGACUCACCAGCUCACCGAUAAGGAAUAUCCUUUUGAACAUUGUUGGGAGCAGUCCAAAAUUGCUCCUACCAUUGAUUAACAGUUUUCUUUCCGUUGUAUGGGUUUAGGCAUAUCCAAUUACAAGCAUGUGCAGAUGAUUUUCAAACAGCGUUUAUGGGACUGCAUAAGCAGAUAGAAAUUUUUGUCAUAUUGCAAAUAAAUAUAACCAUUAAGAAUUGGUUUCUCAUUAAAAAUUUAAAACUUCAACUGGUAAAUGCUUACACAAUUGGGAAAGUUUAGUUCAUAGGAAGAUAGACAUAGUUGACUAAUCAAGAAACUGAACACCAAACAUUCAUAAAAGCCAUUUUUGUAAGAAAUUUUGUUUACUGUACAUACUCUUCAUAAAAUGUGCAGACUAAUAUACUACUAUUAGCCUGGCACAAUAGGUAUAUUGAUGUACACACUAAUAUAGCAUUUAUUGGCACUGUGGGAUACGGAGGGAGAAAUUAAAUGGCUAGCCUAUACUAUGUUGAACUCUGGCUUACUAAGCCUUCUAGUGCUGUGUCAGAUCCUAGUGUUUUCUUAGCUGUCUGUGGCAUUUUCCUAUCACGGUGCCACUUGGGGCUGAGUUAUAGCAUGGACUGAUCACAGUGCUUGGUAGUAUAAAACCCAGCCUUCGGGCUGAUAACCACACAUACAUCAGUAGGUUGCCCAUAUGGGGUGGAUCAGUGAACUAUUUAUUUAUUUAAAUCAUUAUAACACUGUUUAAAAUAUUUUCAGUAGGAGAGUCCACUUAGGCUAAGCAUCAAACUAAAAUUAUUUUGAUGAAAAAAAAAUUCACAUAAAAAAAUAAAAAAUACCUCCAUUAUACCCCAACAAAGGUAAUUGGGAGGUAUGACUCUAAACGUUCAACCCUAUUUUGAUUCCUGUUAAAAACCUCAAUGUUAUAUUGGUGCUCAACAAGAACCAAAAAAAUUAUUGAAAAAACAAUUUUCACCAAAAAAUUUUAUUGAUGAAACCAAAAUAAAAUUCAUCUUGAGAAAUAACAAAAAUUUGAUUUAAACUUUAUUUUGUUCCAUAGGAGAGAUUUAAACAGAAGCUUUUUUUAUUGUUGCUAAAUGUAUCGCCAAUCUUUAAGCAUAUUGACCACAGCAAUUUACUACAUUCUACCCUAUGUUUUUUCUAGGCCAUAUCUCAGUGUAGAUUUACUCAUUUAUAUAAUUUCACAUGUGAACUUAUUUUUUCGGAAGUUAGGUCUAUGUGCUUUCUCUUCGUAGAGAAACAAAGAUAUUUACAAUAAUAUAGUUGAAAUAUCAUAAAACUCAUAGCAUAUUUUUGGGGAAUGUAUUUUUCACAAAAAGGUUUGUAGACCAGCUGUGUGCUAAAAUGCUAACGUUGUCUGUGUUUCAUGAUUGGUUGAAUAUCUUUCAUGUAAAUGUUCUUUGUCAGCACAUUAAUCUGAGUAAGUUUAGGCAGGAGCAAACACGUCCGGGAUGGCCCAGCCAAAAAGGAUAAUGGUUUCUCUUGCAGAAAGCAGUCAAUUGCAAGCUGUGGCGCAACAACAGGGGGGUGGGGGGUUCAACUUGAAGUGGAGGCAAACGGGGGCAAAGAAAGUGCUGUGUAAUCAAUUUUUAGGUAAUAAAACUGCUUAGAUAGCAUCAUUUUCCACCUUGAAAUACAAAUUUUGCCAGGGGAGGACCCCUGGACCCCCCCCCCCCCCCCCCCCCCCCCCCCCCGCUUCAAUAAGGGGGGAUCGAUGAUUCUUUAUAAAAAGGUAUAUUGCCCCCCCCCCCCCCCCCCCUUUGGAAAUUUAGUUGUUGGGCCCCUGAUUGCAAGGGAGAAACCCCAGUACAGGCAUAGGUACAUAUUGCAGUCCGAUUGUAGGUAACCAAAUUGGAGAUACCGGACCAGGAUUCGAAGCCAGACAUCAGGAAUGCUACCAGUGUCUUAAAGCUGUGUCGUCACACUUCGCCCAAUAAAUUGAGAUGAGCAGUGUGUGCUUUCUGUGUGCGACUUAGUUCUGAUGCAAAUGCUAAAGGAAAGCAUAAAACAGCAUUCUUCUGUCUGCCAUUUGAGAUAUAGCUCUAGUGUUCAUGUGAUAGUAGGGCAGUUACAUUUUGUUCAUAUUUUCUUAAUAUUUUAAUAAUAAGAGAAAUGAAAAUUUCAUCAGGCUUCUUUGUGGACCAAAGUAUUUUUUGUAAUUAUAUACAGAUAUAUAAAUAGUACCUAAUAGAAUGUUGUUUUAGUGCCACAAUGGUUUUGUUCCAACAACUAGAAUUGGUCUGAACUCAAAAAAAUGUGAAUGAAAAUAAUAGUACAAUAUCUCUCUACAUAUAGGUACUUAGUCUGUCCUACAUAGUUACAACUGUUUGUAUGCAAUAGCGGUAACAGGAUUUGGUGGAAAGGGGGAAAAAGGAUUUUAAAAACUUACAUUACUAUUUACACUAACUGACAGACAUAAUGGGCCUGCAUUAGUAUCCAUAUGGGACGUGGCUUCUCACAAGGGAACAUAUGGUAUUUUAGAAAAAUUUUCAUAAUGGAAUUGGGGGGGGGGGGGGGGGGCAGAGAGAAAA